AUGGCGUGUCAUUGGUGGGGGCUCUCACCCCUGAGGCACCAAGUCCAUGCAAUCAAAAACCACCGUUACCUCCAUUGCCUCAACCUCCAUCGCCUCAACCUAAACCUCCUCAACCUCCUCAACCUCCAUCACCAUCGCCUCAACCUAAGCCGCCUCAACCUCCAUCACCUCAACCUAAGCCUCCUCAACCACCAUCGCCUCAACCUAAGCUGCCUCAACCUCCAUCUCCUCAACCUCAUACCUCAACCUAAGCCUCCUCAACCUCCAUCUCCUCAACCACCAUCUCCUCAACCAAAGCCUCCACAACCAUCUCCUCAACCUAAGCCUCCUCAACCACCAUCGCCUCAACCUCCAUCGCCACAACCUAAGCCUCCACAACCUCCAUCGCCUCAACCUAAGCCUCCUCAACCUCCAUCUCCUCAACCACCAUCGCCUCAACCUAAGCUUCCUCAACCUCCAUCUCCUCAACCAAAGCCUCCACAACCACCAUCUCCUCAACCUAAACCUCCUCAACCACCAUUGCCACAACCUAAGCCUCCACAACCACCAUCUCCUCAACCUCCAUCACCACAACCUAAGCCUCCUCAACCUCCAUUGCCUCAACCUCCAUCUCCUCAACCACCAUUGCCUCAACCUAAGCCUCCUCAACCACCAUCGCCUCAACCUAAGCUUCCUCAACCUCCAUCUCCUCAACCACCAUCGCCUCAACCUAAGCCUCCACAACCACCAUCUCCUCAACCUAAGCCUCCUCAACCUCCAUCUCCUCAACCACCAUCUCCUCAACCAAAGCCUCCACAACCACCAUCUCCUCAACCUAAGCCUCCUCAACCACCAUCACAUCAACCUCCAUCGCCACAACCUAAGCCUCCACAACCUCCAUCGCCACAACCUCCAUCUCCUCAACCACCAUCGCCUCAACCUAAGCUUCCUCAACCUCCAUCGCCUCAACCUCCAUCGCCACAGCCUAAGCCUCCACAACCUCCAUCGCCACAACCUAAGCCGCCUCAACCACCAUUGCCUCAACCUCCAUCGCCUCAACCUAAGCCUCCUCAACCUCCAUCGCCUCAACCACCAUCUUCUCAACCGAAGCCUCCACAACCUCCAUCGCCACAACCUCCAUCUCCUCAACCUAAGCUGCCGCCUCCAUCCCCUCAACCACCAUUGCCUCAACCUAAGCUGCCGCCUCAACCUCCAUCAACUCAACCUCCAUCGCCUCAACCUAAGCCUCCUCAACCUCCAUCUCCUCAACCACCAUUGCCUCAACCUAAGCCUCCUCAACCUCCAUUGCCUCAACCACCACCAGCUCCUCCUCAACCUCCAUUGCCUCAACCACCACCAGCUCCUCCUCAACCUCCAUUGCCUCAACCACCACCAGCACUUCCUCAACCUCCAUUGCCUCAACCACCACCACCACCGCAGCCUGGUUGCCCGCCUCCACCAGACUGCAAUUCUGAUUGCGAGCAUCCCCCAGAACCUGAUUGGCCACCUUACGAGCCAUGGGUUCCACCUCUCAUAAAUCAAAACUGGAAGUGUUGGCAGUCACUUAACUCUAUUGGAAAUUGUAUAGAAGAAAUUAUAAUAUCAGUCCGUACCGGCAAUAUUGUUGUUGGUUCAGCUUGUUGCUAUGCCUUCAAAGACAUCAGUGAUGAUUGCUUUAACAGAAUGUUUGUUCCUUACAAUCCGGUGCUUCCGCUUGCUAUCAGAGAACACUGCUUCAGCCUUCCUUAGGGAUAUUAAAUCAUUAGAAAUUUUGUAAUUUGUUAUGGUUUAGGUUGAAUAGUUUUAUUAUUUUAACGUUUUUUAGAUUUUUUUCAUUCUUUAAACUGAUUUAGGAAGAUUGUUUCCCAGUUGCUUCAAUGAGACUUGUGUUUUCUUUCAUAUA
Messenger RNA from Theobroma cacao (cacao), 1882 nucleotides. RefSeq lists its product as uncharacterized. NCBI's taxonomy places the organism in Eukaryota, Viridiplantae, Streptophyta, Magnoliopsida, Malvales, Malvaceae. The record is from RefSeq and is a predicted model, not a curated record.